AUGAUUCAAAAUUUCCUACUGUGCCUUGUUCUGUGUGUUGAAAUUCUCAUUGCAAAUGACAAUGACGUACACAAAAUGACUGAAAUGGUGGAAAAACCUAACAAAGUGCAAAAAUAUAGUUUUCCACCAAAUAAUACUCCAAUUUCCAAAGUAUACGUACUUGGGAGACCUGUAUAUGUGAGAUCGCCCUUUGUCAUACCGCAGAGGGAAAUCUAUCGCAGAAGACUUGACAACCAGGUAUUUCGCGAUGAGAAAUCAGACGGAAGUAAACCACAACCUGUGAAUGAGUUUGUCGAAGACUCUGCUGUACAAGAAUCUGUGGUUGACCAGUUCUUCACCGAUUCCGACCCAACUCAUUACCAUCUACCUGAGCGACCAUUUCCCAACGUAAAUCCAUAUGCAGCAGCACCACCGCUAGAGCCAAAGCAGAAAUAUCCGCUACCGCAGUGCUACACAAAUGAAAGUGGAUUUAUGUGCUGCAACUCAAAACUGGAACAAGUGAUGCGAGACACAUAUGACGAGCUGUCGUCCGAUCCAAAAUGGCAGUCGUGUAACGUGCAAAAAAUAGCGAAUACCCUACAGAAUAAGACUCAAACCGUCUUCAAUAUGGAUUUUGAGGCCCUUGUUGGUCUCGGCGAUUUCGCAUCAAAAUCUCACUUCUACAGUGAUCUUAUCUGCAAGGUAGAGGUGGAUGGAAGAUUCUUGCUCUCAUACGCCACUCCUAAUCGACAUCGCCCUCUCCGGGAACCGUACAAGAGUGAAUCCGUAGAUAUUCCGACAAGUAGUACUGGUUAUAAUUAG
Molecule: messenger RNA, 801 nt
Organism: Necator americanus (New World hookworm)
Lineage: Eukaryota; Metazoa; Nematoda; Chromadorea; Rhabditida; Ancylostomatidae
Exons: 7
Coding region: 1-801 (266 amino acids)
Source: RefSeq, a predicted model, not a curated record